CCGCAGUGAAGCCUCUCAGUAGUGGCUAUCGAUAGGGCCAGCUGGUUGUCACCACUAAUUCACUAAAAUAAAGAAAAAGUGCUGGAGGAACAAUACGAAUCCCAACGCAUUAUUCGUGGGCCAAGAAUUCGACUUCAGCUGACGGGCCCCGACAAUUAGAUGUAUUCCACGUUGUAGUGCCACGCCUCCCGCGAGUCCCCGCCCCUAAAGGUUAACAUCGACAUAAAAACAACAGCGAUACAUUUAGUGUAGGAAAACAAACAAACAAGUGAAGCGAGAUGGCUGGCCAACAGCUCGCGGCCCUGAAUCCAAACCCAAAUCCGAACUCCCCUAAGACCCUAUAUGACCUAUCAUUAUUGGGCCUGAUCGGGAGUAUGAACACCACGGUUCCGGCGCUGGAUAGAAUCAGCCGUCUGGCGGAACUGCCGCGGAACCUUCUCAUCGAUGUUUACGAACUGAUGUCGCAGCAGGAGUCCUUGAAGGGAACCCUGCUGGAGGAGCUGGCCCAGCUAGAUGUGUUCUUGCGACUCGUUCGCUAUUCAGCUGCCCGUAGCAAGUUGCUGCGCAUAAUGGCCUCACUAAUGGCUAGCAAAAAGAUGCUGGCCAAUCGUCUCAGCGAGAACUAUGUGAUGCGUUAUGGAACUGCCGUUCUGGAGGAUGAAGAACUUAAUUUAGAACUGGUGGAGUUGUAUAAGAACUGGGAUCAGGUAUCGCUGGAUGAUCGCUCGAAUGAUCAUAAUAAGUUGCACAUUUACGACGGUGAUAUGACAAAGGCCAGCUCUAGCACUAGUUCUAAUACUAGUUGUAGCGAAUUUUCUACUCAAUACAUCACCUUAAAUCCCAUGGCCCAGAAGACAACCUAUCCCGAACAUAAUGUGAUUGACAAUUCAGCACUCGAAGAGCUGCCCGCCGCGGAGAUGCAGGCCAUCGACCUCGGCCUGCGCCUUGGAUCCUUUCUUUCAGAGGCUGGAUGGAUGCAGGAGAGCAUAACUGUGUUGGCAUGUCUCAAUGGAAGACUGAAGAACCUGCCGCCUUACAAACACUGGCUGGAAAUGCGUCUCGACUGUCUGCAGCGCCUUCUAUAUGCUGAAUCGGCCCAUUGCAACUUCAAGCUGGCUCAGCGCACCUACGACGAACUGAUCGGGUUAAAUACAACGCUGAAUGACAGUGUGCCUACCCAGUUGGUGGCCAUUGCCUACACCCAGAUUUCAGCCAUGUAUUUUGCUCGCAAUGAGUACAACUUUAGCCACAUGUGGAGCGGUCUGGCCAUGCGAUUCCUCAGGAGCUCUGCCUCACCGCGCAUCACCAUCGACGUUCUGCGUCAGGCGGCCAAGGCCUGUGUCGUCAAGAGGGACUUUGCCCGGGCCAAUCUGCUCAUCUGCCAGGCAGUACGUCGCGCUCGCGAAUACUUUGGAGUUAAACAUCAGAAGUACGGCGAUGCACUGCUAGACUAUGGAUUUUUCCUACUUAAUGUGGACUCGGUGUUCCAGUCGGUCAACGUGUACAAGGAGGCGCUUGCCGUGCGUCGUGGCAUCUUUGGCAACAUGAAUUUCCAUGUUGCCAUUGCCCAUGAGGAUUUGUCGUAUGCCUACUAUGUCCAUGAGUACAGUACAGGUGACUUUAGCUGUGCCCAGGAUCAUGUAGACAAGGCGGUCAAUAUCAUGAAGCAUCUUGUGCCCAGCAAUCAUCUGAUGUUGGCCUCAGCGAAGCGCGUAAAGGCACUGCUGCUGGAGGAAAUUGCAUUAGACAAGAUGGCUGAUGGCAUGGAUGAGGAGGAUCUGCUGCUGCAGUCCGAGGAGUUGCACAAUUUCGCACUGCUUCUCUCACUCGAAGUGUUCGGCGAGGUGAAUGUGCAGACGGCGAAACACUAUGGAAAUCUGGGGCGUUUAUACCAAACGAUGAAUCGCUUCGAAGAAGCGGAACGAAUGCACCAAAAGGCGAUCAAAAUCAAAACAGAUCUCCUGGGUGCCUUUGACUAUGAGGUGGGCCUGUCCAUCGGUCACUUGGCCUCGCUGUACAACUACCAAAUGAAGAAGUACCGCGAUGCCGAAAAGCUCUACCUGCGCAGCAUUGACAUAAGUCUGCGCCUGUUUGGGCAUUCGUACUCUGGCCUGGAGUACGAUUACCUGGGUCUGUGCCACGUCUACGAAACGUUGCACGACUUUGAGAAGUAUUUGAAAUAUGCGCACACAUUGGAGAACUGGCAGAUGCUGCGUGGCCAAAACCUCACCCAAAAUAAGUCCAGCUAUCCCGCCAUCGAGUUGGACUAUUCUGUCGAAGAAGUCAAGAACAAGUUCUUCAACAUGUGUGUCUGCAAGAGCGGCCCCACUUUUCCGGAGCCCGCGGAACAGGAGUCAAAUUCAAACUGAGAUGGGGCUUUGGGAGUGGGAGCGGCCGCGGAAGUGGAAGUUGAAAUGGUAGCGGAUGAGGAAGUGACAGUUGCACCCGCACUAGCACACGCAAACGCACCCACACCCCCGGCAUCGGAUGGCACAAACUUGAGGGCAAACUGCAGUAGGAGCGACAACAGCGGUGGUGGUAGUAGUGGUGACAAUGGCGGCCACAUCUGCCGUUUGUCGUAGUUAAUCGAUUCGCAUAAGUUAGCCCACGUUGAUUAGACAAAAAAAAAACAAAAAUGGGAGGAGCAUUCAGGAUCGACCCGGUGUGUUCUUUAAGAAUUUCAAACUAUAUAGCUUAGUUAAUAGCUUAGCUCGGUCGGCACCCAAUAUUCACCAAUGUUUUCGUUUAAUGAAGUCUAUUUUAUAAUUUUUUUUGUUUGUCAUUUCCAUCGAAUAAGCUCCGUUAGCUAUAUCCCCGCACUAUAUAUAUAUAUAUGUAUUAAGUCGUACCGAGCGUGGGUCGGUUCAGCAAAUGUUCCGUUGUGUUCCAGCCAUCAUCGAAUACGUCCAGUUACCUUAGUUUCCAAAGUUUCUCCUGUUCCCCUUUUUUUCUCUUCAGUCAAAUGAUGAACCUAGAUUAAGAUGUAGUAGUAUUGUUGGAGCUUCGGUUGACCCAGCUGAACUGUGGAGAUCGUUAAGCGAAAAGUUUUUUAAAAGUACGUCCCGUGUUUGUUGGCCCGUGUACAAAUGUUUAAGUUUUUUUUUAAUGGAUUCCCGCGGUCUAAUGAUUUAUAUUUUGUAAUUUUUUUUGUAAACAUAAUGGAAAGAGAUGCCAGUCAACCAGCCAGCGGAUAAAGUUUACUUUAGUUUUGCUUUCGGCCUUUACUCAACUUUUAUGAUUUUUUCCUACAAAUAUUCCCGUUUGUUGUUUAGAGUUAAGUGGAAAGUUGUAUAGAGCGCAAGGAGUAAGCGUAAUGUAUAGUCUAAGCCCGAAAGCGAUAUAAUAAAUAUAUAUAUAUAUAUAUAUAUUUCUAAUACGUUCACAUGGAGAACACGCAACAAAAGUAUUGCCGCAGCUAACUAAAGUUAAACAAAGCAACUGGGAGAGCACUGGCGACGGGAAAGCGCUGUAAAUAACUCGGUUUGAAUAUAAACAGCUUCCAGUUAAAAAAAAAAAAAAUAAAAUAAAAGAAAAGGGUUUAUUAUAAUACAUAUGAAUAUAUAUAUAAAUAAUAAAUAAAUAAAGACAAUUUAUACCAUUAACAUUUGCUACCUAGAAGAACGAUACUUAUAACUCACAAUUGUAGUUGCAAAACUCUUUUUGGCAUUACUUAGCGAUUUAGUUUUAAAGCGACGUCGUCAAUCUCAAAAUAAAAUAACUGCAAAAACUGA
Molecule: messenger RNA, 3731 nt
Organism: Drosophila eugracilis
Lineage: Eukaryota; Metazoa; Arthropoda; Insecta; Diptera; Drosophilidae
Gene: Pat1
Product: amyloid protein-binding protein 2
Exons: 8
Coding region: 279-2369 (696 amino acids)
Biological process (GO): intracellular protein transport
Molecular function (GO): protein binding
Source: RefSeq, a predicted model, not a curated record